This is a messenger RNA of Chaetomium fimeti, 894 nucleotides long. RefSeq lists its product as uncharacterized. Lineage: Eukaryota; Fungi; Ascomycota; Sordariomycetes; Sordariales; Chaetomiaceae. The record is from RefSeq and is a predicted model, not a curated record. Gene Ontology annotation, molecular function: nucleic acid binding. The transcript is spliced from 2 exons. Bases 88 to 894 code for a protein of 268 amino acids.
CCCUGGACCCACCCACCCAUAAAUGCACCAUCACAACAAUCAACAUCAAUCUUUCUUAGCAAAACAGUACUAUUUUCAGUGUAAAAAAUGGGCAUCGCACACAAUUCAACACCUCGAAGAUCCCGGGUCCAGGGCACUGUCGAUUUUCUUCGUUCCACUGGCCACCUGGGCCGUGGAAGGCUUUUUACAAAGGCGGCCGUUUUCCAACACCACGGAGUCAGCCAUGCAACCGGCCACCGAAUCCUUCGCGAAUUCGAAAAUUCGACCCUCGAACCCCGAACCUUUCACUCAAACUACGUCGAAACGCGUGGACGGAAGAAGAAGCUCGAUCACGAAGCCCUCAUACAAAUUGAGAGGUGCAUUGAUGAAGGUGGUUUCGACGGGUGUACUCUUCCUUGGGAGGCCAUUCCAUCCGCCGCCGGCCUCGACAUCGAAGUUUCUGCCCGAACUGUUUGCCGUGCCCUCCGGGAACUGAACUUCCGGAAGUGCAUUGCUUGCGAGAAGCAGUACCGGUCCACCCAAUCUAAGGAAAAUCGGGUGGAAUAUAGCCGAAUCAUGCUGGAGAGGUACCCCGAAGCGGGAGACUGGUACUAUGUCAGAUUCUCUGAUGAGUGCCACUUCGGCUGGGGCCCGCAGGGUAAAAUCUGGGUUCUUCGGCGACCUUGGGAAAGGUUUUGUCCUGACUGUAUGGUCGAAAAGGACGCCCCGAAAGAGAAGGACCUUCGCAGGCUCCAUUGUUGGGCCGCUGUUGGCCACGAUUUCAAGAGCCCCUUAGUUUGGUAUAACGUCCCCGGCAAUAGUAAUGCCCUUUGGCUUCGGGAGGGCUAUUCUUUUGUGCUUGAGGAAGACAACGAUUCUGGCUACGGUGGGAAAGGAAACAAUAUUGUGACCUAG